AUGGACCCAUGGCUCGACGAUCUAACCGACGACCUCCAAAGCCUAAGCUUCGCCUCCACAACCACCACCACCGCCGACAUCAAACGCAGCACAAGCUUCAGUUCCGAAACAACCACAAACGCCUCAACUUCCACAAGAUCCCUCCCUCCAACCACCAAACCUCACGCUCCUUCCUCCGACCCUCGCUGGUCCGCCAUUCACCGGAUCCGAUCAGAGUCACCUUCUCGCCGCAUACUCCCUUCCGACCUCCGCUUCUCCCGCCGUCUCGGCUCUGGGGACAUCAGUUCCGUUUAUCUGGCUGAACUCAACGACGACGGGAAAAUCCCGGCGAUGUUCGCCGCGAAAGUGAUGGAUAAGAAGGAGCUUAUUAGUAGGAGUAAGGAGGGAAGAGCGAAGACGGAGAGAGAAAUACUUGAAUCCCUUGAUCAUCCUUUUUUGCCUACUCUUUAUGCUACCAUCGACGCUGCCAAAUGGCUUUGUCUGUUAACGGAGUUUUGUUCCGGCGGCGAUCUUCAUGUUCUCCGGCAACGGCAGCAGAAUAAACGCUUCACUGAAUCCGCCGUGAGAUUCUAUGCAUCAGAGGUGUUAAUGGCACUUGAAUAUCUUCACAUGUUGGGAAUAGUAUACCGUGAUCUCAAACCAGAGAACGUGUUAGUUAGAUCAGAUGGCCACAUCAUGCUCACAGACUUUGAUCUCUCUUUAAAAUGUGAUGACAAUUCCACACCAACAGCCCAGAUCAUAAUCUCCAGCCAAGACUCUCCACAAGUAGCCCCACAGAAAAACCCCCACUCCGAACCCUCUCAAUUCGCCUCAUCUUCAUGCAUAAUACCCAACUGUAUAGUCCCAGCAGUAUCCUGUUUCCAACCAAAACGCAAGCGAAAGAAGAAACAAACUCAUCUCCACGGCCCUGAGUUUGUUGCUGAACCUAUCGAUGUUCGGUCCAUGUCAUUCGUUGGGACACACGAAUACUUAGCUCCUGAAAUAGUCUCUGGUGAGGGACACGGCAGUGCAGUGGAUUGGUGGACCUUAGGGAUAUUUAUAUUCGAAUUAUUCUACGGCGUCACACCUUUUAGAGGCUUGGAUAAUGAACUCACUCUAGCAAACAUCGUGGCUCGAGCUUUGGAGUUCCCCAAGGAACCCACCGUGCCAACCACGGCAAAAGAUCUUAUCUCACAGUUACUGAUUAAGGACCCAGCAAGGAGGUUGGGAUCAAUAAUGGGAGCUUCUACAAUCAAACACCACUCAUUUUUCCAAGGUGUGAAUUGGGCAUUGUUAAGGUGUACAACUCCACCUUAUGUUCCACCACCUUAUACUAAAGAUAAAGAAGAUGUUUCUGAUGAAAGUUGUCCACAAACUCCUGUUGAUUAUUAUUGA
Molecule: messenger RNA, 1374 nt
Organism: Vicia faba (fava bean)
Lineage: Eukaryota; Viridiplantae; Streptophyta; Magnoliopsida; Fabales; Fabaceae
Source: the annotation of a GenBank genome assembly